Molecule: messenger RNA, 2490 nt
Organism: Lottia gigantea (owl limpet)
Lineage: Eukaryota; Metazoa; Mollusca; Gastropoda; Lottiidae
Exons: 10
Coding region: 1-2490 (829 amino acids)
Biological process (GO): heterophilic cell-cell adhesion; establishment or maintenance of epithelial cell apical/basal polarity
Cellular component (GO): plasma membrane; protein-containing complex
Molecular function (GO): calcium ion binding
Source: RefSeq, a predicted model, not a curated record
AUGUUGCACUUGCAAAGAGUUAUCAGCAUCUUGUUGGUUAUAACAUCUGAAAACUGUUUUGUAGGUUUGAGAGGAAGUAGAAGUGAGGAUAACAUCACCCAAUGUACUAGUCAACCAUGUUAUUUUAAUGGUACCUGUAUUAAUCUAGACAAUGAUUAUAAAUGUAAUUGUGUAGAUGGGUUUAUGGGUAAGAAUUGUGAAGCUGUGAUUCGAAGAUGUCGGUUUGAUAAUCCAUGUGGAGAUAACUCAGUCUGUGUAGAGAGACCAAGGGGUUAUGAAUGUUACUGUAAACCAGGAUAUCGUGGUGAGAAGUGUCAGUUUGAUAUUAAUGAAUGUGAAUCUUCACCAUGUUUGAAUUCUGCAGUAUGUCUUAAUGGUAUUAAUCAGUAUACAUGUAAUUGUGUAUCAGGGUUUACAGGAAAGCAGUGUGAAGUAGAUAUCAAUGAAUGUGGUAGUUCACCAUGUCAGAAUAAUGCUACCUGUCUAGAACCAGUACCAAAUAUCUAUAGUUGUACCUGUCUACUAGGAUACACUGGUAUUAACUGUGAAACAAAUAUCAAUGAUUGUCAAUCCAAUAGUUGCUCACCAUACCAUACAUGUGUUGAUGGAAUUAAUACUUUCAGCUGUGAGUGUCCAACUGGUAAAACAGGUAACCAAUGUGAAAAAUUCAUAGAUGAUUGUCAUAGUAACCCAUGUCAAAAUGGUGGAAAAUGUAUUGAUGGCAUAGAAUCUUAUACUUGUCAGUGCUCCUACCCUUAUACUGGAACUCAAUGUGAAAAAGAUAUUGAUGCCUGUAUACCUAACCCUUGUCUACAUGGUGGAUCGUGUUUCUAUGACAACAAAACAACAGACGGGUACAGAUGUAACUGUACAGAUGGAUUUAUUGGAGAUCGUUGUGAAGGGGAUAUCUAUGAUUGUCGUUCAGAUCCAUGUUUAAAUGGAGCAGAAUGCAUUGAGAAUACAGAUGGUAGUAAAGGAUUCACAUGUAAAUGUACUCAAGGCUAUGCUGGAAAGUUUUGUGAAGCUAAGGCUGAUAGUUGUAACUCAAAUCCCUGUGAGAAUUCAGGGACCUGUACUCCUGUACCUGAUGGAUAUAAAUGUCUCUGUACAGAUGGUUUUAAAGGUGGUCAAUGUGAAGAUGAUGUUGAUGAAUGUGUCUUUUCACCAUGUCAGAAUAAAGCUACCUGUAUUAAUAGUAUUGGUAGUUACUUGUGUCAAUGUGUAUUAGGAUAUGCUGGUAAACAGUGUGAGUCUGAGAUUAAUGAAUGUUUAUUUCAACCUUGUCGUAAUGGUGGAAGAUGUAUUAAUCUAGUUAAUGAUUUUAAAUGUGAAUGUUUACCAGGUUAUUCAGGUAUAGCCUGUAGUAAAGAUACUAAUGAAUGUGCCAGUAAUCCGUGUAAACAAGGUAGUACAUGUAUUGAUGGUGUCAACAGUUAUACUUGUCAAUGUCAACCAGGAUUUACAGGGUAUGACGGCCAAACAUGCUCAAACAAUAUUAAUGAAUGUUUGACCAAACCUUGUCAAAAUGGAGGAAAUUGUACAGAUUUGAUCAAUGCUUACAAAUGCCAGUGUCCUGUAUAUUUUACUGGCAAAACUUGUGAAACUCAAAUAAGUCAAUGUCAAAUCAAUCCAUGUUUAAAUGGUGGAUUGUGUGUUUCAAAUACAAGUUCAUCAGAGAUUAAAUGUGUUUGUCAAACAGGAUUUACAGGAUCUCGAUGUGAAACAGAUAUUGAUGAAUGUGCUUCAAAUCCAUGUCAAAAUGGAGCACUGUGCUUAGAGAGCUCAAAGACCCCAUUGGAGAAAUUUUAUGUUGGAUAUAGAUGUAAUUGUGUUGAGGGGUUUACUGGAACAAAUUGCGAGGUAAAUAUCCAAGAAUGUUCUAGUAUACCAUGUCAGAACAAUGGUGUCUGUAAUGAUAUGAUUAAUGGGUACAAGUGCCAGUGUGUCAACGGAUUUGAGGGAGUGAAUUGUGAGUUUGAUAUAAGACUCUGUUCUUCAUCUCCUUGUCAAAAUGGAGCUCAAUGUGAAAAUAUUUCGAAGCUUAAUUUCCAGUGCAACUGUCCUCAAGGUUACACGGGUCGUCUUUGUGAAACAAAUAUUGAUGAUUGCAAAAACAAUCUGUGUAAACAUGGUGCUAAAUGUAAGGACGGUCUGAAUUCUUAUUCUUGUGAGUGUCUACCUGGAUAUACAGGACAAAAUUGUCAAAUUAUAGCAGACGCAUGUUUUAGUCAGCCAUGUUUGAACAAUGGAGUAUAUUGUGUCAUUAGGUCUACUUCUUAUGAGUGUAACUGCAAAACUGGAUAUUCUGGAACACAGUGCCAGAAUGAUGUUAACGAGUGUAUCCAAUCACCAUGUAAAAAUAAUGGUACAUGUACUAAUACUAUAGGAAGUUAUGAAUGUAACUGUGAUGGAACUGGAUUUGAUGGCACUAACUGUACAGAAGAUGUCAAUGAAUGUGAUAAAAAUCCAUGCUUUAAUGGAGGUAAGUGA